Messenger RNA from Portunus trituberculatus (swimming crab), 1888 nucleotides. Its product is annotated as protein NYNRIN-like. Lineage: Eukaryota; Metazoa; Arthropoda; Malacostraca; Decapoda; Portunidae. The transcript has 3 exons. Gene Ontology annotation, molecular function: nucleic acid binding. The record is from RefSeq and is a predicted model, not a curated record. Gene Ontology annotation, biological process: DNA integration. Bases 811 to 1710 code for a protein of 299 amino acids.
ACACUACCAGCUGGUGACAGACAGUUCCAAGUUAGUUGUCGGUGCAGCGCUCUACCAAAUGGUUGAUCGCCAACCGGCGCCACUGGGAUUUUAUUCUAAGAAGCUUUCUGACACUCAGCGGGACUAUUCAGUCUAUGACAAGGAACUUUUGGCUGCAUACUUGGCUGUUCACCACUUUAAGACUCUCAUCGAUGGACAGUCUGUCACUCUCUUCCUUGACCACAAACCUGUUGUUAAUGCUUUUCACUUUAAGUCUAUUGCCAAAUCUGACCGCCAACAGAGACAGUUGUCUUUCAUCUCUGAGUAUGUUUCUUCUGUAGAAUACAUCCGUGGUGACAACAACGUUGUAGCUGAUUGCCUUUCACGUCCUGUUUGUGCAGUUACAGUUGAUGCUUUUGACCUUCGUAGUAUUGCUCGAUCCCAGGAUGCUGAAGUGGAAUUGGAGACGUACAAAGACAGACUAACAAGGUACUCUUUAUCACCUGACUUAGAUCUAUGGUGUGACACUUCUACUAAUUCCCCCAGACCUUUUGUUCCUUCUUCUCUUAGAGUUGAUAUUAUCAAUUCCUUGCAUAACCUUUCUCAUCCUGGUAAUAAGUCCACUGCUAAACUAGUCAAACAAAGAUAUUUUUGGCCAAAUAUAGGUAAAGACGUUAAAAAUUUGUGAAAAAUUGUCUAAAUUGUUAACGAGCUAAGGUGCAGCAACACACCAAAUCUCCUGUUUCUGCUAUUUCUGCUCCUACUGACCGUUUUCAGACUGUGCAUAUAGACAUUGUCGGACCUUUUCCUCCUGCUACCCUACCUAAUUGCAUGUAUCCUCUUCCCUACCGCUACCUUUUGACUUGCAUUGACAGAGCAACUAGAUGGGUUGAAGCCAUUCCUCUCAUCGACAUUACUGCAAGCUCAACUGCAGUUGCCUUCGUCGCCGGCUGGGUAUCUCGUUUUGGAGUUCCGCUGCAAGUCGUCACUGACCGUGGUGCCCAGUUCGAGAGUGAACUGUUCUCUGAGCUCUCGUCAAUGAUCGGCUUUCAUCACGUUCGUACGACAAGCUACCAUCCACAAGCAAAUGGCAUCAUUGAGAGACAUCACAGGUCUUUGAAGUCCGCAGUCAUGGCAAGACAAGACAAUUGGUAUUUGGCCUUGCCUAUAGUUCUCCUUGGCUACCGUUUGACGCCUAAUAUCUCAGGUUAUUCCCCAUUUACAGCUGUGACGGGUGCCCACAUGAUGUAUCCUUCGCCACUGAUUGAUAGAGAUGCGUCUCGCUCGAUGAAUUUAGCCACCAUCCAGGUUUUCAUCAAUGAGAUGCAGUCCAUUGACUUCAGUGACUUGGCAUCUGGGGAUUGUCACUCAACACCUCACCCGUAUGUGCCCAAGGAUCUCCUCACUUGUCAGAAGGUCUGGCUACGUGUGGACCGCAUUCGCAAAAGUUUAGAGGCGCCUUACUCAGGCCCCUAUGAGGUUCUCCAGCGUGCACCUAAGUACUUCAUUAUCAAGCUUCCACGGGGAAACACUUCGGUCUCCAUCGACCGCCUCAAGCCGGUUUAUAUAAAGGAGCGCGUCAAUAAACAGCCUACCCCUCCAGUUGAUGUAUCUACGCAGUCUAUUGCCAUCCCUGAUUUCCCUCUUCCUUCUGUUUCUAACACCCCUUACACUACACGCAGCGGACGGACGGUUCGGUUUCGACAGCACCCUGACUAUUGUUCUUACUAGGCGAGAGGUCACUGCCUGCCUGACCACAGUGAAACUAGACCUCCCUCAGUUCUGGUUCGCCGUCUAUCCUACCUACUUCUGGAAUUUGGGCCUCUGGUCGUAUUCAUGAAAUACAGUUCUGGACUGCACACGGCUUCGUUUCCCUCUGCACCCCUUAUCACUUCCCAACACACCGGCU